AUGUCGAUGGAAAAACUCUAUCGGGAUGCAGUGAAAAAAGGUAUUCCUGGCGUCACGCGUGAAACAGUCAAGACGUGGUUGCAAACACAAAAUACGUUCAUCGUUCACAAACCGACGCGAGUUCAUUUUAAAACGCAACGUACGUACGUCGACGGACUUGCCCAACAAUUACAGUUGGAUUUAGUAGAUAUGCAAACGUACAGUCGUGCGAAUAAAGGUUUCAAAUGGAUUUUAACAUCCAUUGAAAUUUUAAGCCGAUACGCGUUUGCUGUUCCCGCCUACCGAAAAGGAGCGGAAGACAUGGUACCGGCCGUCGAAAAAAUCCUGGAACAAUUUCGGGAAAGAUUCGGACGAUAUCCAAAAGUCGUUCAGUUUGACGAAGGAAAAGAAUUUUACAAUAAUGGGGUCAAGGGGUUAUUGGAGAAACACGACAUUCAUUAUUUUUCAAUGCGACUGACUGGAAAAAAGCAGCAGUCGUCGAAAGAUUUAACAGGACGUUAA
Molecule: messenger RNA, 501 nt
Organism: Paramuricea clavata
Lineage: Eukaryota; Metazoa; Cnidaria; Anthozoa; Malacalcyonacea; Plexauridae
Source: the annotation of a GenBank genome assembly